Molecule: messenger RNA, 2213 nt
Organism: Drosophila subobscura
Lineage: Eukaryota; Metazoa; Arthropoda; Insecta; Diptera; Drosophilidae
Product: papilin-like
Exons: 11
Coding region: 176-2053 (625 amino acids)
Source: RefSeq, a predicted model, not a curated record
ACUUUCAGCAAUGAUCAAAGUAACCUUUUUUGAAUACUUUACCAACACUGCCAUUUUACGGCCACACAGAAGCCUUUUCACUUUUUGUCAUAGAACUUUCAGUUUUUGACUUAACGAGGCAUAAAGCUGUAAGCGUAAAUUGUUAAAACCAGAAAGUCUGAAUAAUUGUUUUAAAAUGCCAUCACCGUAUACUGAUGACGAGCAGAGCUCCGAUGAGGAGGCAUCACUCACCGCGCCUACUGCCGAUGCUCCUACUCCAUCGACGUACUAUGGGGACGUUUUCGAAUCAUCUAGUAGCGGCGAAGACGCAUCCAGCGACGGCUCAUCCAGCGACGAGUCAUCUGACAACGAUUCACCAUGUCCCGAGACUAGCGGUUUGCAUGAUAAUCCAACCCAUAUAGAAGAUGACAUUUGGAAUUCGGAGGCGACUAUGGUGUCCGAGGAGGAAGAUGCUUCCAAUCUAGUGUUGAACCCGUCGUUUCACAUGCAGGGAGACGAUGUUCCCUAUGGUUCUACCACAGACAAUAGCGAGGAUGAUGCUGUUCGAGACAUGCAGAUGCACGAAAACACACGGACAAGCUCUGCACAAAUAUCGGAAACAUCUCAUAUUGAAGAUAAUUUGCACUCCGACGAGGAUGCACCACUCACCACUCCUACUGCCGAUGCUCCUACUGCUUCUAGUAGCAGCGAAGGCUCAUCCAGCGACGGCUCAUCCAGCGACGAGUCAUCUGACAACGAUUCACCAUGUCCCGAGAGGACCAGCGGUUUGGAUGAUAAUCCAACUCGAAGACCGCCUAUUGUGCCGCAAGUGGAGGUAGAUGCUUCCAAUCUCGUGUUUAACCCGUGGUUCCACAUGCAGGGAGACGAUGUUCCCUAUGGUUCUACCACAGACAAUAGCGAGGAUAAUGCUGUUCCAGACAACAGCGAGGCUGUUCCAGACAUGCAGAUGCACGAAAACACACGGACAAGCUCUGCACAAAUAUCGGAAACAUCUCAUAUUGAAGAUAAUUUGCACUCCGACGAGGAUGCACCACUCACCACUCCUACUGCCGAUGCUCCUACUGCUUUUAGUAGCAGCGAAGGCUCAUCCAGCGACGGCUCAUCCAGCGACGAGUCAUCUGACAACGAUUCACCAUGUCCCGAGAGGACCAGCGGUUUGGAUGAUAAUCCAACUCGAAGACCGCCUAUUGUGCCGCAAGUGGAGGUAGAUGCUUCCAAUCUCGUGUUUAACCCGUCGUUCCACAUGCAGGGAGACGAUGUUCCCUAUGGUUCUACCACAGACAAUAGCGAGGAUAAUGCUGUUCCAGACAACAGCGAGGCUGUUCCAGACAUGCAGAUGCACGAAAACACACGGACAAGCUCUGCACAAAUAUCGGAAACAUCUUAUAUUGAAGAUAAUUUGCACUCCGAUGAGGAGGCAUCGGUGUGCUAUGUGGAUCUUUUCGAUUCAUCUAGUAGCAGCGAAGGCUCAUCCAGCGACGGCUCAUACAGCGGCGAAUUAUCUGGCAACGAUUCACCAUGUCCCGACGACAUGGUUGUCCCAAGCUCAAGUUCAUUCAUAGGAGACGAUUUUCACGAUGUUUCCACCACAGACAAUUUCGUGGAUGUGGCCGUUCCAGACAACAGCGAGGCUGUGGCCGUUCCAGACAACAGCGGGGAUGUGGCCGUUCCAGACAACAGCGAGGUUGUGGCUUUUGGCGUUCCAGGCAUACAGAUGCACGAAAGCCCACAGCCAAUCUCUUCACAAAUAUCGAACCCAUCCAAUUCUAAAGUUAAUUUGCAGCCAACUCGUCGUCGACGCACCGCACCGGCCUACUUCAAUGAUCCGGAAUCAAUUGGAGCGCGUGUGGCCAAGCGUAAGAGAGGCAGCAUCGCCCCUAUUGAAUUAGCCACACCCCUAGACGCAACAAACCACUUUCAGGAGGUGUCUGCCCUAUUGGCGAACGAGCGCGUGAGCCAGCAGGACUUUCUGCAGUUUUCCAAAAAAUCUAUUCGCUCACUGCAAAAAGCCAUAGCUAGCAGCAAAAGAGCCUUGAGGGAGGCCCCCAAGUAGUGCUUUCACAUUGAGAAUUCGGAUAUAAUAAUAAAGAAUAAUACAUUGUGCGUACGCCUCAAUACUUCGACAAGCGCAUGGACGUGUGUAUGUAUGUACAUAAAUAAUUCCUUAGGCUUAGUUGAGGCAGUGCUGGGCAAGAUCCUUGUUGUCUGCACGC